AUGUCUUUCUUCACCAGAGUUUUGACGAUGAAAUGCAAGCAGACGCUUGAAUGUGAGAGGACUUACUUUUACCAGGCGGUUUUUGGCAGCAGCAGGUUUGCCGGGCAGCCCCGGCUGUGCAGCAGCCAGGCGCUGGCGGUGCGGAGCAGCCCGCGGGCAGCGGCGGGGAACAAAGGCGAGGGGCGCGGAGCGGAGCUGCUGGAGCCACCCCCGCGCCGCCUGGGCAGGGUGAAGAGCCUGCACGAAAUGCCCGGACCCAACACUCUCUACAACCUCUACGAGUUCUUCUGGAAGGACGGCUUCGGCCGCAUUCAUGAAAUCCAGCAAAAACACACUCAGGAAUAUGGAAAGAUCUUCAAGUCUCACUUUGGUCCCCAGUUUGUUGUAUCCAUUGCAGAUCGAGACAUGGUUGCUCAAGUCCUCCGAGCAGAAGGCAGAGCACCACAAAGAGCCAACAUGGAAUCCUGGCAGGAGUACAGAGAUUUACGGGGCAGAGCCACGGGGCUCAUUUCUGCGGAGGGGGAGCAGUGGCUAAAAAUGAGAAGUGUACUGAGGCAAAAAAUUCUGAAACCCAAAGAUGUGGCUGUUUACUCUGAUGGAGUCAAUGAAGUUAUCACAGACUUAAUUAAAAGAAUCCACACCCUCAGAAGUCAAGAGGAGGAUGGGGAAACAGUGACCAACGUUAACAACCUUUUCUUCAAGUAUUCAAUGGAAGGUGUGGCGACUAUUCUGUACGAAUGCCGGUUGGGCUGCCUGGAAAACAACAUCCCUCAGCAGACUGUUGAAUAUAUUGAGGCUCUGGAAUUGAUGUUUAGCAUGUUUAAGACCACUAUGUAUGCAGGUGCUAUUCCCAAAUGGCUCCGUCCACUUAUUCCAAAACCCUGGAGAGAGUUCUGCAGAUCCUGGGAUGGACUCUUCAAAUUUAGUCAAAUCCAUGUUGACAACAAAUUGAAGGCUAUUCAGUCUCAGCUUGACCAAGGAGAAGUAGUGAAUGGUGGGCUACUUACACACCUCCUAGUGAGCAAGGAACUUACUUUGGAAGAGAUCUAUGCCAACAUGACUGAAAUGCUUCUGGCAGGAGUGGACACAACUUCUUUUACUUUGUCCUGGGCAAUAUACUUGUUGGCAAAGCACCCAGAGGUGCAGCAACGUGUUUAUGAGGAAAUAGCUAAUAAGCUGAGGAAAGAUCAAGUUCCAGUUGCUCAUGAUGUCCCAAAACUGCCUUUGAUUAGAGCUGUCCUGAAAGAAACCUUGAGGUUAUAUCCAGUAUUGCCAGGAAAUGGAAGAGUGACCCAAAAAGACUUGAUUAUUGGAGGAUACUUGAUACCUAAAGGGACCCAGCUGGCACUUUGUCACUAUGCUACUUCAUACAGUGAAGAAAAUUUCUCAGUGGCAAAUGAGUUCCGACCUGAGCGUUGGCUGAGGAAAGAUAAUUUGGACAGGGUAGACAACUUUGGCUCCAUCCCCUUUGGUUAUGGCAUUCGAAGUUGUAUAGGAAAAAGAAUUGCAGAGCUGGAAAUCCAUCUUGCACUGAUUCAGCUACUUCAGAAUUUUGAAAUAAAAAUCUCUCCAAAAACUGAACCAGUUCAUGCCAAAACUCAUGGACUUUUGACUCCUGGAAACUCCAUUAAUGUCAGAUUUUCUGACAGGAAGUGA
Messenger RNA from Cinclus cinclus, 1656 nucleotides. Its product is annotated as cytochrome P450 27C1. NCBI's taxonomy places the organism in Eukaryota, Metazoa, Chordata, Aves, Passeriformes, Cinclidae. Bases 1 to 1656 code for a protein of 551 amino acids. The record is from RefSeq and is a predicted model, not a curated record. Gene Ontology annotation, cellular component: mitochondrial inner membrane. The transcript has 9 exons. Gene Ontology annotation, molecular function: oxidoreductase activity, acting on paired donors, with incorporation or reduction of molecular oxygen; iron ion binding; monooxygenase activity. Gene Ontology annotation, biological process: cortisol metabolic process; cholesterol metabolic process; cellular response to peptide hormone stimulus.